AUGCCACUUGAGAUACUCAUUAAGAUUCUGUCGUACCUGGACGCCGCUGCUCUUUUCAGAAUCAGCCACGUCAAUAAGCUCUUCUGCCGGCUUGCCAACGAUAAUGCCCUGUGGAGCAUGAUAUACUUAUUCGAGUUUAAAGAGUGUACAUCUACCUGCAUUGAUGAGCUGCUGCAGAUGAGACUGCAGGAUCGGGCCUCCGGCUACUGGAAGAGGCUGUUCUUCGAGGCGGUCGUCCAACGCGACACAAACAAGUUGAAGAAAAACCUCCGAUACAUCGACCGCUACACCGGGCUGCCCUCUCGAACAGAGCGGCUUCUCAGAAAUUUGCACGUCACCUGGGAACUGACAGUGUCUGAUGAGUCAGGGAAUGAGGUCACACUCGAGCUCAUCAGGUCCGAGUUCUGUGGGACGUCUGUGAGUCUGAGCUGGAGCGGAGGAGGCCGCCUGCCCAGCUACCAGCACAUCUCCACCCUCCAGCUCCACGGUGUCAGCAGGAUGACCCACGGCUGCUCCCACCUAAAGAAUCCUGGCGGGAGGUCCCUCAUGUCCAAGGUUGACAUGCAGGCUUUAACUCAAAGCGCGCAGGUCAUCGGUCGGGACAGACUGGUUGAACUGAAGCUGCUGCAGCCUGGAAUCAUCAUCGGUACCUGGAAGGACCAGCGCACCGUCGCCUUCAUCAUGUUCACCCUUCACUUCCACCGGCUCGUGGAGAGAAGCGUCCAGGGCUCUUCGUUCUGCCCCCGCAUGGCGCCAGUGGUCCGACCCGCUUCUGAUGACAUAGACCCAGAGUAUGGUCUCCAUGGAUACCAACUACACAUUGUUCUCCACGACACCGUCCGCGAGCUCAUGUCUGAAAGCUUCUACCAGCUCUCCUGCCCUAGAAGUCAGAUCAGGGACGGACUGAUCCAGCUCACCGCCAUCAGCGGGGCAGGCUCACACAUCCCUCUGUCAGGCAGACUCACCUUGCCCUGGAGGUGUGAGGCCCUGCAGGGCUCGGCAGAGAACUGCUGCAUCAUGAGUCUGACUCUCCUGGAUGAAUUCAGGAACCCCUUCUGGUGUGUCAGCUCUCCUGUUUCCCUGCAGCUGGAGAAGACGUUGAGUGGCUCCUUCGACUACGAUGGCGAGCGCUUCCCGAUCCACCAUGUGGACGCAGACGGUCAGGUGGAGAUGACACUCGCCUGGGUUAAGGAGCAGAAGCAGUUUGUCAUCGUCUGUUUAAUUGUUUAUGUGAGUGUUUCUAAAGUCAACGAGCAUUUCAGUAGAGAUUACUGA
Messenger RNA from Pleuronectes platessa (European plaice), 1275 nucleotides. RefSeq names its product F-box protein 15 (gene fbxo15). Gene Ontology annotation, molecular function: protein binding. The record is from RefSeq and is a predicted model, not a curated record. The transcript has 8 exons. NCBI's taxonomy places the organism in Eukaryota, Metazoa, Chordata, Actinopteri, Pleuronectiformes, Pleuronectidae. The coding region runs from base 1 to 1275 and encodes 424 amino acids.